Messenger RNA from Toxotes jaculatrix (banded archerfish), 1149 nucleotides. RefSeq names its product U6 snRNA biogenesis 1 (gene usb1). Gene Ontology annotation, molecular function: 3'-5'-RNA exonuclease activity. NCBI's taxonomy places the organism in Eukaryota, Metazoa, Chordata, Actinopteri, Toxotidae. The transcript is spliced from 7 exons. The record is from RefSeq and is a predicted model, not a curated record. Gene Ontology annotation, cellular component: nucleus. Gene Ontology annotation, biological process: U6 snRNA 3'-end processing. Bases 170 to 1018 code for a protein of 282 amino acids.
GCAGGACAGAGCGGAACCUACACAGGCUGAGUGAUUGAAGCCGCUAGAAAACACAUUUUGAAGCCAAGGAAACACGUUAGUUUUCCAUAUAAACCGCGGGACUUCCUCUCAGUCUUAAUUUCCAUUAUAAUGAACGUCUGAUAUGUCCUGACACAGCACGUCCUGUGGGAUGUUGGUUGGCUACAGCAGCAGCAGCAGCUCGGAGGAGGAGGAGGAGGAGGACAGCGAGGAGGCGACUGACCUGAAGCAAAGCUGCUCUCGAAAGUGUCAAGAGGAAGAUGAUAACAACGAUGACUGCCCAGUGAGGAAGAAACCCAAAACUGAGGAACAGGUUACUAAAGCGAGGCUGCCGCUCCCUGGUUGCCUGCUGGCCAUGUUUCCAGAUGAAGUGGACACACAGACUGAGGACAGCGCUCUUCAUGGUGGACGGAUCCGCUCUUUCAAACAUGAAAGAGGAAACUGGGCCACAUAUGUUUAUUUGCCAUACCAUCCUGAGGAGGACUUUAGGGAGUUGCUGGAGGAGCUGCUCUCAGCUGCAGGGACCCGUGGUGUGGUUCUGACCCAACAGGAGGAGUUCCACCUCAGCCUGUCUCAGACAGUGGUGCUGAGGCACCACUGGAUCCAGCCCUUUACACAGAGCCUCCGAGCAGACUUGGCACACUGCAAAAGGUUUGUGUGCACAGCAGGGAAACUAAAGGUGUACUGUAAUGCUGAGAGGACGAGGACGUUUUUGGGUAUGGAAGUGUGUACUGGGCACGCUCAGUUACUGGACCUGGUUCGAGUAGUGGACAGGACGAUGACUGAGUUUCGCCUUGACACUUUCUACAAGGAUCCAUCUUUCCACGUGAGUCUGGCCUGGUGUGUUGGAGACCUGACAGCACAGAUGAAGAAAUGCAUUCAGGAGCUGCAGCGUGUGAUUGACGAACAUGAAGAGGGACCAUUUCUUCUGAGGCUGGAUGCGCUGGAGAUGCGCUGCAGGACUGGAAACAAGACCUUCCGCUUCCCCUUGGAGCCGUGAAACCAGACAGGACCUAAACCUCUUGUGUCAAGUCAAGGAGAAGGACUCACCAUAUGACAGCUGUCAUGACACAGCCUUUGGUAAUCCCCUUAAAUAACUGCUGACAAAGACAAUCAAGGCUGAAUGUCCAA